CUGACAACGCGCAUUUGUGACGUCAUAAAUAAGCGACGUUCAAACGGUUCAGUACCACAAAUUUGAAGUAGUGUAUUUCUUUCUUCAAAUGUAGUGAUUUUUAUUGGAUUAAAUAUUCUCAGCGUGAUCUAACUGUAAACACCGUCGGGCGCCGUGAACACACUGUGCUGUUGGGGAUCAGAAAUGUGUUUUAUAAUCAGUUAAAACCGGAAARACAACAUUACUUUUUAUGUUUCGAUAAAAUAGACWGCUGUAAUGGCAUCAGAAGAAGAAAUUAAUCUGCUGGUCAUCGUCGUGGAUGUAAAUCCUAUAUGGUGGGGUCAGCAAGCUCAGCGUGAACCAGAGUUUACUUUGUCCAAGUGUAUGGAUGCAGUCAUGGUGAUGGGAAACGCUCAUACAGCUAUGAACAGGACAAACAAGCUGGCCGUCAUUGCUAGUCACUGUCAAGACAGUCACUUCCUGUAUCCCACUACGAGUAUGAAAGCUGGGGACGGUGGUGGUGACGAAGCAUCCUCCAGCAAGGAUGGAAAAUAUGAACUCCUGUCUGUCGCUAACAGUAUUAUUGCUGAAGAGAUCAAGAAUCUUAUGUCAAAAACUCAAGUGACGGGAAACUCAACAGAUACUUUGCUGGCGGGAUCCCUUGCUAAAGCUCUCUGCUAUAUCAACAGAGUCUUAAAAGAGCUGGAAGUUGGACAGGACAUUAAAUCAAGAAUAUUGGUGAUAAAAGCGGCCGAGGACUGCGCCCGGCAGUACAUGAACUUCAUGAAUGUGAUUUUUGCUGCACAAAAACAGAGCAUCCUAAUAGAUGCCUGUGUGUUGGACUCUGACUCAGGCCUCCUUCAACAGGCUUGUGAUAUAACUGGAGGCUUAUAUCUGAAAAUACCGCAGAAAGUAGCCCUGGCACAAUAUCUUCUGUGGGUGUUCCUGCCUGACUCGGAGCAGCGCUCUCAGCUGGUGCUGCCGCCGCCCGCACACGUGGACUACAGGGCCGCCUGUUUCUGCCACCGGAACCUCAUCGAAAUCGGUUACGUGUGCUCCGUUUGUUUGUCAAUUUUCUGCAACUUCAGUCCCAUUUGCACAACAUGCGAGACUGCCUUUAAAAUCCAACUACCACAGAUGGUCAARCCCAAAAAGAAGAAACUGAAGCUGCCAGCAUGAGAUGUUUCCAUCGUACCAAACAUGACUGAUGUUACAUUAACACCCAGAUCAGUAUUUCUUCUCUGAAGGAGUAAUAAUUUUUCAGACAGAUUUUGUUAAAACGACUAUGUGAACUAUAUUAAACACAUAUUAUACAAUUUGACACAUCACCUCGGUAUUUGUUGACAAGUCUCAAUUAUUUUAUGUUGAUAAAAGAUGUGCAUUGAAAUCUUUGUAAUGGCUUAAAAAAUGUAAUGAUGUUUUUAUUAAAUCAUUAAAUUUUCUAAAAUAUUGUCAA
Austrofundulus limnaeus is the source of this 1435-nucleotide messenger RNA. RefSeq names its product general transcription factor IIH, polypeptide 3 (gene gtf2h3). Bases 256 to 1158 code for a protein of 300 amino acids. NCBI's taxonomy places the organism in Eukaryota, Metazoa, Chordata, Actinopteri, Cyprinodontiformes, Rivulidae. The transcript has 13 exons. Gene Ontology annotation, biological process: nucleotide-excision repair; regulation of DNA-templated transcription. Gene Ontology annotation, cellular component: transcription factor TFIIH core complex; transcription factor TFIIH holo complex. The record is from RefSeq and is a predicted model, not a curated record.